GCGCACACACAACCCUCCCUCCCUCUCUACUCUCCUUCUCUCUCUUGCCAUUUUCAUGCACCGGACUUGACACCGGAGAGGACUAGACUAGGAGGGAGGGAGGGAGAGAGAGAGAAAGGGGGCCCUUUCCUUCUCCAGUAAGGAUCAAAAUCCCCUUCUUCCUUCGAGUCCUCGCCGAUUCCUGCUGCAGCUUCGUCCAGGCAGCAUUGGUGGGUGGGUGCGUGUAGUGAGUGGGGGGAGGAGGGAGGCAAUGGCGCUGGUGCUGGCGGAUCCGGACGCCGUGGAGGAGAACCCGGACGUGUGGGAGCUCUUCCGGCACUACGACAAGCUCUACUUCCGCGGCGCGCUCGACGCCGCCGCCUUCUCCGUCAGGUGGACCUCCCCGCACACCAAAAGGAUCAGAUGUUUUGGAUCAUGUUCCUUUGGAGAAGGCAACAAUAUCAUAACACUCUAUGAGCCCAUGCUGAAAUAUCGCACAAAUGAUGAUCUGAAGAACACCCUGCUGCAUCUGAUGAUUCAUGCAAUCAUAUUUGUAAAGCAUGGUGGGAAGUGCAUUUGGAAUCAUGGUCCUCUUUUCCGUGAUUGGAUGGAUGCUAUCAACGCUUGCUCCAUUGAGGAUGACCUGAGACCAAGUAGUGGCUACUGUAUCACAACCACCCAUGAUUUCAGUCCGGAAACGUUCUGCGGUAUCGACGGCUUUUUGUGGAAGUGUGAAUCAUGUAGCAGUACACUUAUGAGGGCGAAGAAGCUGAGCCCUCCAUCUGAUUCCUGCUGUAUUGAGAAUUUUAGCGAAGAUGGAACCUGUGGCAACAUGCUUUGCUACUGGCACAACCACAAAAUGGAUUGUGGUGGUACAUAUGUUCUGAACAAAGCACGAGAUACACCAGGUCAAAAGAAGGUUCCCAAAGGUGGGAGGAGGCUUAUGACUGGAAAAUCUGAAAUGUCUGAGUCACAAGGAACUGUACAAGAAUCAUAUUCAGAUGAAUUGCAGGAGAAUGGUACUGUCGCAAAACCAAAUGCACAAGUUAAGCUCCCUUCUCUAACAGGCGGCACGAACACAAAAUCACUGGGUAGUAGCUCCUCAAAGAAGGCAGGCAAGAGGAAUAUGCCUGAAGACUUCCAGAAAGCAAUUGUUUUGCAUGCUGCCUCUUUAAGAAAACUGAAGCCGCUGCAAGAGUUUGCUGAAACAGAGAAACGUGAGCUUUUACGUGUAGUGGGUUGCAAUGAUGCAAAAUCACGGGGUAGUAUCUCCUCAAAAAAGGCAGGCAAGAGUAAUAUUCCUGAUGACUUGCAGAGAGCAGAUGUUUUGCCUGCCUCUUCAUGUAAAAAAUUGAAGUCGAAGCACGAGGCAACGGAGAUGCAUGAGCUUUUCUCUACAAGGAGUCGCAGCAAUGCAAAAUCACUGGAUAAUAGCUCCUUAAAGAAGGCAGACCAGAGGAAUAUACCUGAAAACUUUCAGAAAGUAAUUGUUUCACCUGCUCCCACUCUGGGAAUACUGAAGCCAGAGCAAACAUUGGUUGCAUCGCAGAAGCACAAGAUUUUAUCUUUAGGAAGUUGGAACAAUGAAAAAUCAGCGCGAAGUAGCAUCUCCAGAAAGGCAGAUAAGUGGCAUAAUCCUUCUAAUACAGAAGAUGUUCGGAAACCCAGUGCCCGGCCUGCUGCAUCUCAGAAAAAACUGAAGGUAGAGCAAGACUCGGUUGCGUUGGAGAGACGUGAUUUUUUCUCUCUAGGAAGUUACAGCAAUGCAAAACAACCAGGAAGUAGCAUGCCCAGGAAGGCAAACAAGUGGCAUAAGCCUGAGCAUGUGGAGAAAUCCAGUGUCCCACUUGCCGCAUCCCCAAAACAACUGAAGCCAGAGAAAGACGUGACUGCAUCAGAGAAACACAGGGUUGUCUCUCAAGGGGGUUACAACAAUGCAAAAUCACCAGGAAGUAGCACCUCCAUGAAUGCAGGAAAGUUGCAUAAGCCGGAUGAAGUUGAGAAAUCCAGUGUCCCACUAAACGCUCCUUCAAAAAAACUGGAGCUAGAGCAAGACUUGGUUGCAUCGGAGAAACACAUGGUUCUCCCUCUAAGGGGGUGCGGCAAUGUGAAACCACCAGGAAGUAGCACCUCCAGGAAGGCGGGGAAGCUGCAUAACCCACAGGACACUGAGAAAACAAGUGCCCUGCCUGCUGCACCUCAGAAAAAACUGGAGCUAGUGCAAGACUCGGUUGCAUUGAAGAAACAUGGGAUUACACAACCACCAGUAAGUAGCACCUCCAGGAAGGCAGAGAAGCUGCAUAAGCCGGAGGACACCAAGAAAACAAGUGUCCUGUCUGCUGCACCUCAGAAAAAACAGAAGCUAGUGCAAAACUCGGUCGCAUCAGAGAAACAUGGGGUUGCAAAACUGCCAGGAGGUAGCACAACGAACCAAGCAGGCAAGAUGCCUGAAGCCUUUCAGAAAUCCUGUGCCGUGUAUGCUACUAGAAAACGGAAGCGUGAAUUGGGUGCAUCGGAGAAGAAUGGGCUUUCCUCUUUUGUGUGUUGCAACAAUGCAAAAGUACUGGGUAAGAUCUCCUUAAAAACCAGGGGUUCUGCUAGGAAAAAGGAGUAUGCGUGUGUCAGUGUGUGGCAGAACAUCUAUGAAUCAGAAGGGUCAAGUGGAUCAGCCGAGCCGCUUGUAAACAAGAGAACAGAGCGAAGGAAAAGAGAGAGAGAACGCUUAUCUCAGAUAACUUGUGCACGUUCAAGGAAGCGAUAUACCAGUGAAGCCUCCAUCAAGGCCCAACCUCCCGAAGAAGUCUCAUCUCAACAAGCCAAACCACUGUCUGAAUGCUUGGAGAUUGUUGUUAUCGAUCCUGCUGUCCAGGUGGUGACUGAAGCCCCUAGAGAUCUGUCCCAGCCACCAGCUCAAUGCUUGGAUAUUGUUGUAAACCCUCCUUCAGACCAGGUGAUUACUCAAGCGCCUAGAGAUCAGAGCCAACCACCCGUUCCAUGCUUGGACAUUGUUGUUGCCCCUCCUGUGGGCCAGGCGAGGACUCAAGCCCCUGGAGCUCCUCAGCAACUUAAUAUGUAUGGCGUGCCAAACAGUGACUUCAGCUCAGGGAGGCCUUCAUUUGUGGCAGCACCUACUGAACCUACGUCUGGAUCAUUACGGCGAACUUAUGUUGAGCAGCCACGGGGGAUGUAACAACAUACACAGCCAAGGAUAGGUUAUCGAUCUGAGCCAGCAUCGUGCCUGGACAUUGUUGACCAGGUGAUUACUCCACCAACUACAUGCUCCAUUGUCGGUAAUCAAGUGGCUCCACCUCUGCCAGCUGAGACAAGCAGUAGCCCUGACAUAAUAGACAUUUCUGAUGAUGACUGAGCUUACUUCUGUUACAUCACUCUUCUCUGCUCAUUGUGGACUAAUUGCAAUGUGUUCUGUGGAUGGACAACCAGCUCUCCGGACUUCAACAGUAGUUUAGAUCUGGUUAGUGCUUGCUAUAUAGAGAGGGCACAGUCAUUUAAGCAUUAAAUGUUUAAUCUGGGCAUGCAUGAGUAAUUUGAUGUGGAGGCAGAGAGCAUUUGGACUAUCUGGAGCGUGUAAACAUCCUACGUUUUCAGACGAAGGUUAACUGGAGUAUAAUACUGAAACAUGGGCGUAUCCUGGGACAAUUGUUUUAGUUGUUAUGACAUUUUUCA
Brachypodium distachyon (stiff brome) is the source of this 3663-nucleotide messenger RNA. RefSeq lists its product as uncharacterized. Lineage: Eukaryota; Viridiplantae; Streptophyta; Magnoliopsida; Poales; Poaceae. Gene Ontology annotation, molecular function: single-stranded DNA binding; polyubiquitin modification-dependent protein binding; metalloendopeptidase activity. The transcript is spliced from 10 exons. Bases 251 to 3169 code for a protein of 972 amino acids. Gene Ontology annotation, biological process: DNA damage response. The record is from RefSeq and is a predicted model, not a curated record. Gene Ontology annotation, cellular component: nucleus.